ACGACUGAGUGUCCACCAAGCGUAACGUGCACUCUCAAUUCAAUCGUGAUCCAAAGAAAAAUCCAAAACGAUUCCUUUUCUCUCCGACGACGCAACCCUUAUCUCCGGCAAUCUUCCAUUUCGCAGCUUCUUGCACGAUUUAAUUUCGUUGCCAAUCGUGAUCGUGAAUUGGUGCCCUACCUCAAACGAAAAUGUCAUCUAUACAUAGAGGAGAUUCCAGAAGGUUCAACAAUAAUAAACCAAGAGCGCGGCACCACUUGACAACGCAGAAGAGACAGGAGAUCAAGGAAGCUUUUGAACUAUUCGACACCGAUGGCUCAGGUACUAUUGAUGCUAAGGAGCUGAAUGUUGCAAUGAGAGCCCUUGGAUUUGAGAUGACGGAAGAGCAAAUUGAGCAAAUGAUAGCAGAUGUCGACAAGGAUGGAAGUGGAGCUAUUGAUUAUGAUGAAUUUGAGCACAUGAUGACAGCCAAAAUAGGAGAAAGGGACACUAAAGAAGAGCUCAUGAAAGCUUUCCAUAUUAUUGAUCAAGACAAAAAUGGUAAGAUAUCUGCAUCUGACAUCAAGCGCAUUGCAAAAGAGCUUGGUCAAAAUUUUACUGAUAGAGAGAUUCAGGAGAUGGUUGAUGAAGCAGAUCAAAAUAAUGAUCGAGAGGUUGAUCCAGAGGAGUUUGUCACGAUGAUGAACAGAACAAGCUUCCGUCACUAGUCAUAUCUACAUCAUGUAUGUAGACUACAUGGAGUAGUAGUUACGGUAGUUUAUAUGUGAAAAAUCAGAUGAUGUUGUACUUCUGCUAGUGUGCAAAUCUUAGGAAUGAUGAAUCAAAUGUUGUUUAUUUUGAUAAGAGAUAUGAAACCAAUAUUAUGAUAUUACGCUACCUGUGAUCAUAUAGAUGCAUUCUGGAAUUUAGCUAUCUUGUUUGGAACAAAUGCAAAUGGGAACAGUAUGCAUGAUAUUUUUACUACUUCAAAA
Vicia villosa (hairy vetch) is the source of this 971-nucleotide messenger RNA. RefSeq names its product caltractin-like. Gene Ontology annotation, molecular function: calcium ion binding. The record is from RefSeq and is a predicted model, not a curated record. The coding region runs from base 192 to 707 and encodes 171 amino acids. NCBI's taxonomy places the organism in Eukaryota, Viridiplantae, Streptophyta, Magnoliopsida, Fabales, Fabaceae. Gene Ontology annotation, cellular component: centriole; centrosome. Gene Ontology annotation, biological process: mitotic cell cycle; centriole replication. The transcript has 8 exons.